Bipolaris zeicola 26-R-13 is the source of this 945-nucleotide messenger RNA. RefSeq lists its product as uncharacterized. Lineage: Eukaryota; Fungi; Ascomycota; Dothideomycetes; Pleosporales; Pleosporaceae. Gene Ontology annotation, molecular function: iron ion binding; oxidoreductase activity, acting on single donors with incorporation of molecular oxygen, incorporation of two atoms of oxygen. Bases 1 to 945 code for a protein of 314 amino acids. The transcript is spliced from 5 exons. The record is from RefSeq and is a predicted model, not a curated record.
AUGCACAAAAUCUCUCCGACCCAUCACACGGAUCCGCUGGAAGCGAGAGGAAAUGAUGUUGAUUUGCAUAAUCGUCGUCUCUCCUUGGUCGAGAAGUUCCGAGAGAGAGAGAGAGCGCUAAUUACGAAGCAAUACCUUCAAGCGCGCGAUCUGAAUAUCGUGCUUCCCACACACCAUAUAUUCAGUUUUUCUGCCAUCAAUUGCAAUGCAGAUCCGUCAGUUGUAUCCUCGAGCAAUGAAAACUGUUCACUUUUCAAAUUGAUCCACCGGAACAUAACUGACGGCGAGCUAGAUGUAUCCCUCACUGUUGAUAUCCAAAUCGUCGACGUUGACACUUGCGAACCAAUCGCUCGUAUAUAUUUUGAGGCAUGGCAUUGCUACUCUACUGAUGUACGUUCUAGGGUUGUCGCAAACGGCAACGGCGAUUCCUCCGAUGAAUCGAACCUCAACGCCACCUCUUUCCGCGGUAUCAACAUUUCCGACGAUAAUGGUGUUGGCACCCGUGGCACCAUAUUUUUAGGACAUUGUACUGGUCGGAUGAACCACAUGCGUGUUAUCAGUCAUCUCGGUGCUGUUUUGAACGCCAAAAACACAUUAAAAUGUGGCAACAGCGCCAGCAUUAGCCGAGUAUACUUUGACCAGGGCCUUGUGUCACUCGUUGAGGCGCAAGAGUCUUAUAGCAAGAAUACACGUAACUUCACGACUUAUACUGAUGAUGACACCCUUGCUGAAGAAGAUGUUGAGGUUGAUCCUAUUUUUAAUCUAGUGUUAGUAGGCGAUAGUGUAUCCUGUGGCAUGUUCGCUUCGAUUGCUUUCGAAAUAGAUAUCGCAUCGUCGUACUGUCUCAGUCCGGCGGUUUCCUAUACUUUUGUGGGUGACAUUACAGAUGAGGAUUGUAUUACGCAUCUUGCCGGGCGCUCUUGUCUCAUCAACGGUUACAAUUGA